AUUCUCUUUAGUUAAGUGACGACCUUCGUACGGUCAAGAUCAGUUGGAAAAGUCUCCCCACUCCCAAGCGGAUCGAGGACGCAUCGAGAAAAGCCCGUUCGUCAAUCCAGCUCCAAGCGUCGACUUGGACUUCUGCAAUAGCAAACCUUUUUUGCUAUUGGCCUUGUCGCCUUCGUUCGGUGUGGGUUGGUGUGUUGCAAGUUGCAAGUGCUCGGCAAACGUCCAACACUGGCUGCUAGACACUUUUCCUUCCGUACUGGUGGUGCAAAGUGUAGUUCGAAUUUGAUCAACGGAUCUAAUCCACUCAAGCAUAAUCACCAAUUCCCGCACGUUUUCGGGCUCGUUCAGUGAAUCCAAAAUUGGCCAAGUGAUUUGACCGUGGAAAACGGGCAGCCUCAGAUCGACUCAGAAUACUGUUAGUGAAAAUUACUCGCCAGCAAAAGCUCGAUUUCCUGCAACGUGUUCCUCGCGUUGUUGGUGUAGGAAACAAAAAUCGAUUCCAUCUGCAUCUGCAAGCAAUUUGCUACUCGCUUCAGCAACAAACACGCACAAACAUAGCAUAAAAGGAGGAAUUCUACUUGCCCAGAACAAGUGGUUGAGUGUGAGCGCACCGCGAAAUCGUGUGUGAAGUUGAGCAGUGAAAAUACGAGUUUUUUUUACGGAAAAAUUCGCCCAACACAAAAAUAGUUUUCCCGAGCUGCCGCAAUUUCCGAACUGUGUGUGCUUGAUACUGUAGUGUGUGCACGUGUGCAAAGUGAAUCGGCUCGGGUACGAGCGAACGUGCAAAGCAAAGGCAGAAAAAAAGUGCCACCACGAAGCUAUCGAAUUGCGAUAGAAUAAAAGAAAAAAUCGUUUUCAGAAAGAACGACAAACUCUCAUCUGUCAACAUGCUGCCAAGAUCGUUGCGUUCCCUGCUGCUGGCGUGCCUGCUGUUAGCUUCCUCCCCGAGCAUAGAUGCCGCGAAGAGGCGAUCCCGGCUCGAUCUACCAAUUUCAAAGCCAGCCGAUGCACCACUUGAGGACAACCUAGCAACCGCAUCCGGUUCAGAGCCGGCGUACGAGCGCGUAGAGGCUCCGGCUGCCAUCACACCGGCUGCAGCAACCAGUGCAGGCGCUUCCGCCGAGACGGAAUCGUCCGCCAACGCUAGCGGAAGCGGAAGCUCUGAGAACAGCAGUCAAAUGAUCGACGAGUACUCAGACGAAGAAUGCGAUCCGGACUUUAUUGCUUUCGAGCUGGUCACCGGGUAUGUCUUCUCGGCACCGAACAAGCUGCUCGAUUCCAUGCCCGGUACGCUGAUGUUGACCGACUGCUUGGAAGCUUGUCAGAACAAUGAUUCAUGCGCAUCCGUCAACUACGAAACCGGCCUGUGUGUGCUGUUCUCGUCAAACUCUGACAAAUUACCAGGUGCCCUUACAAAGUCACAGUUCCCGGUGUUCACGAUCUACGCACAGAAGUCCUGUCUGAAGCUGCGUCCGUGCGAACGUGCCUGGUGCAUCGACAGAGUGCAAGGCUACAAGCUGAACGGACACGUCAAGCGUACCGCCCAGGUCGUUUCGCGUCGCGACUGUAUCGAGAUGUGCCUCGGAGAAAACGAAUUCACCUGCCGUUCGGCCAACUUUUACCAGACCACAAUGACUUGCGAACUGUCCGACAUGGACCGUAUCACACUGGCCGGAUCAUCCGCCUUCCAGACGAAUGAUGGUGCCGACUACCUGGAGAACAACUGCGCCGAGGAACCAACCAAGCUGUGCGAAUUCAAGCGCCUGUCCGGCCGCAUCUUAAAGACGGUCGACUCGGUGUACCAGGACGUGGCCAGCGUGGACGAGUGCCGUGAGCUGUGCCUGAGCUCGCCGUACCGUUGCCACUCGUACGACUACGGAGAUACCGGCGAUAUGGUGUGCCGCCUGUCCCAUCACAGCCGUGCCACGCUGUCCGACAUUCAGGAUCCCUAUCUGGACGUUCCGGAAGCCGCCACCUACGAGCUGUCCUCGUGCUAUAACGUUUCGAUCGAAUGCCGUGCCGGCGACAUGAUUGCCAAGAUCCGUACCUCCAAACUGUUCGACGGCAAGGUGUACGCCAAGGGUGCGCCGAACUCGUGCUCGGUCGAUGUAAAGAACUCGCUCGAGUUCGAACUGCGCAUGGGCUACCAGGACAUCGACUGCAAUGUGCGCCAGAACGGUCUCGGCCGCUACCUGAACGAUGUCGUUAUCCAGCAUCACGAUACGAUCGUUACGUCCUCCGAUCUGGGGUUGGCCGUCACCUGCCAGUACGAUCUGACCAACAAGACCGUCUCGAACGAUGUCGAUCUGGACGUUACCGGCGACAUUGAACCGGCCUUGUCGGAAGAGGUUGUCGUGGAUUCGCCCAACGUAGUGAUGAAGAUUACCACGCGCGACGGCAGCGAAAUGAUGCGCACGGCCGAGGUUGGCGAUCCCCUGGCACUGCGCUUCGAGAUCCUGGACCCACAGUCACCGUACGAGAUCUUUGUCCGCGAGCUGGUCGCGAUGGACGGGGUGGACAGCAGCGAAAUUACGCUCAUCGAUGCCCGCGGUUGCCCUACGGAUCACUUCAUCAUGGGACCAAUCUACAAAAGCGCAACGUCCGGCAAGAUUCUGCUCUCGCACUUCGAUGCAUUCAAGUUCCCGUCGUCGGAGAUGGUACAGUUCCGAGCGCUCGUCACACCGUGCAUGCCGACCUGUGAACCGGUGCAGUGCGAUCAGGAUGACUUUGGCGGUGAGCUGCGGUCGAUGGUAUCGUACGGACGCAAGCGACGAUCGAUUAACGCUACGACGAGCGCACUGAUGGAUGCGGCCGUACGCCAUCGCCGGGAAACCACACGCCAAGCCCCGCAGGACGAUAUGCUGCUGGUACAGUCGAUCCAAAUUACGGACAAGUUCGGAUUCGAAAAGCAGCAGGGUGCCAAGCCAAAGCUUAGCAGCAGUGAAACCGUGUUCGUGGCCGGCGAUGGCCAAGGAAUCUGUGUCAAUGGAUUAGGUCUUAUCGUUGCCGGAGCCGUCUUCCUGCUCGGUCAGUUGGCUGUGAUUGCCAUCUGGACUUAUCUGUGGCAGCGCCGCCGAAAGCAGCGUCAGUUCGAGAACGCCUCCAUGGGUUCGUCGGUCGUGCCGACCCCAACGAUGACCGGAAGCCGAGCAGACUCUAUGUGCAAACUGUAUGACAGUGGUUACGCCGGUAGGCACUUUUAAAUUGCACCACGCCAAUGCUGCUGACCACAUCCCCACCAAAUUUGCACCGGAACAGAUUUAGCUUACAAAAGGUAUCCCACGUCAAACGGACAAACACAAAACAUACACACUCAACAAGAACAGACGAUGAACGUUGCUGAACACUAAGCACUGUUCAGAAGCGUUCUGGCCGAUUGGAUUGCUGUGGAAGGUGAUAGUAACAUUUGCACUAUUUGUACAUAAUGCAAAUCUACUACUUUCGAGCAAAAUGCAAUCCAAUCGCCAACAUCGUGAAGGUCGAUGGUGCGGGUAGCCUUUGUCCUGAGGAUAAAUGUUCACCCAUCAGCCAGCGAUCGCUUACUGUCAUUCGAAUCACGUGGUGCAUAUACGUAAAACGAAUCCCUUCAAUGUUGGAUGUGCGCAAUUAUUAUUUUCUAGAUCUAUUAACAAAACGAAGAAAGUGCCUCUAGUGAGCGAGUCUUUUUUUAAAAAAAGCGAAUGAAUAACUCAUAAUCACAUUUAGAAAACCAAUCAUACACCCAAUCAAGUAUCAUUUUAUCACCAUUUUCAUGCAAAGAUCAUACAAUCGAUGAAUUAAAUCAUAUUGGAGAAAAGGACGACUAGAAUAUAAAACAGAAGGACAAAUUGUGUGAGUUAGAAAACAAAAACAGAAGUUACAUCUCUUUAGCAGAAAAAAAGGGAACAACGAAACAUUAUAAGGGAGAGGGGUUGGUAGGAACUGUGUGUGUGUGCGAGGGUGAACGCGUAAUUGUGAUAGGCAUUACGAAUUAAAACGCAAAAAAAGCUUCUUCCGUUUGUGAGACUGAUCUGCAUGACUGAACGACUAGGAUGAAUGAGUGCAUUGCCGCGCCGCUUGUGCGCAAGUGUGCGGGUAAUGCAGAGUGCGUGCGUGUGUUAGAAUUAGCAGUAGCAACUGUUUCGACUAAAUAAUGAAAAAAGAGAGGAGAAAAAAAAACAAAGACAAAAUUCACCUAGCAAAAGGGCGAAGAGUAAGGUAGUAGCUUAACGAUAGGAACAAUCCCGUACCCCCCAUGCGUAUCCCCUCGAUCCGACAGUGACGGCCGUGGUGUUAAACAUGAUAUGGGGAAACAUCGACCAAUCUGUAGCAUUGUAUAUCCAUUUGUCCUUUUCUCCGGACUUUAAGGCCACACUUAGGCCGGCGAACGUUUUAGUUUUUUUUUGCGAGACGUGUGCAAGUAGUUCGGGACCGGAGCGCCACGAUCAAACCGCAAUGAACAACUCAAAUGAAACCGAACGAAAGCUUUUAUUUGAGUUUUGCAUUGCGCAAGGGAUCCAACAGCAAAUUUGGACCUGCACUGGGCAGACGAUGCCCGGUGCGGGUCCGCAUUUCAUUAUGGCCUCGGCUCACGCCACUUGUCAGCCAGUGAAAUGUGCGGCCUUAAUUUUAAGCAUUUAUCAUAAUUUAUUUUUUAUAAUCUCUAACUUUUAUUAGUUCUUUGAAGCACACCGCAUUUGAGCAUGUGUCACACGCGGAUCUUUAGCGUCUGAGGGCAUCUUGAAACGAUUUUUUUUUUUAUUUGCUUUUGCUUUGUAAUUUAAAAAUGAACACAAAUCAUACUCAGUACGCAAAGCGAUAAAAACAACCCCCACAUUUUUGCACUCACUCACAUCUCCCACUGGUAAAAAAAACAAAAACCGAAACAAUACCCAGCGCAUAAUCUUCUGCAUUACCUUAACACAAAACUGCCACUAAAUGUAAUGGCAUUUCAAUGAAUACAUUCGCAACUAAUCUUAGCCACAAGUAAGAAAGAUACGCAUAACAAUAGUUAGUAGUCAAUAGCAAAUGUCCGCGUAAACUAUUUCCAAACGACCUGGCAGGUCUGUAGCAAAACAACAGCUCUGUCUAGUGCUUCCUUCAAUAUUUUAAAAUGCAUUUUUAGUACAGCCCUUGGCAGAACUAUCCGCCAAAACCCAUUCAUUUUCACAGCUCAAAUAAAAAAAACAAUUACUAACCCUCAAUAUACAAAACAAAGCUAAGCAAGCGAAGAUAAAAGAGAAAUGAAAAAGAAUAAAAAGAAACAAACACAUCCACACACUCCCAUCACACACACAAACCGCAUAAAAGUCAAAAAAGUAAAUGAUAAUUUAACUUAAUUUAAAUGUAAUGAAAUCAAAUUAACAUUAACUUAAUUGCGCAACAAAACAACCUUAGGCUAGUAGAUGGAACGCAAGAGAAGAAGUAACAGUGAGGAGGAAAAGAGGAGAGGAAAACGUUUAACGACAAACAAAAUCCAACCGAACGGCCACGCAAAGCAAUCGGUUUCGAAAGAAUUGCAAAUGCGUGUCAUAACGCAAUAGUACUACAUACAAUACAUAUGCAUAUGUUUUCUAUGUAUUCGCUAGACACUCUACCAUCGCAGAAGAGCAUGCGAUUAAGCAUCAGUGGCUUAACCAACAAACAUCGGUUUACGGCGAUCAAAUAGGAAAACGUUACUGUAAUGUGAAACAUUAUUUUAAUAAAGUGAAUAAACUUAAAAAUAAA
Molecule: messenger RNA, 5706 nt
Organism: Anopheles stephensi (Asian malaria mosquito)
Lineage: Eukaryota; Metazoa; Arthropoda; Insecta; Diptera; Culicidae
Gene: neo
Exons: 8
Coding region: 888-3203 (771 amino acids)
Source: RefSeq, a predicted model, not a curated record